AUGAGCAACCACCGACACAAUCUCACCGCCGAGGCAAAAUCAGCCAUGAUAGCCAAUCUCGAGCUCGAGCUAGAUGCUCGCAAAGAGAAGCUCAGAGCCCAAUGCGAGGCCCAAUGCGCCUCCCUAGAAUCGCGUCUCGAGCGCCGCAUCAACAGAAUCCCCCCAGCCAAACGCCAGGCCAUACUAUCCGAGAUCCUCGCCGGCCCGGCUGCACCACCUCCUCCUCCUCCACAACACACGAUUGUGCCGGCCAAGGUGACGAAAAAUACUGGCCAGAAGAAGGCGGCGGCUGCAAAGGGUCGCGUCCCGACUGCCACUGCAACCACGGCUGCCAAGCGCGCUGCUGCUGCCACCACAGCCACCAACACGACGCGUGCGACGCGCGCCGCUGCUCGCACCCGCGAGGUGCUUUCACCCAAGACGGAUAACGCCAAGCCCAAGACGGCUGCGCGUACAGUGAAGCCUAGAUAG
Molecule: messenger RNA, 471 nt
Organism: Plenodomus lingam JN3
Lineage: Eukaryota; Fungi; Ascomycota; Dothideomycetes; Pleosporales; Leptosphaeriaceae
Source: RefSeq, a predicted model, not a curated record